UUAAGGAAGGGAAAAACAUCAGUGCUGGUUUCUCAUGGAAGAACUCAGAAACGAGGGGCAGACGCUGGGCUGGUGAAGGCAACAAGCUGGAGUGAAAUGUCCUCUUACAGAUGCCUGGACGACCAGGGAAGCGAGCCUCUCAUCCAUUUUGAGAAGGUGAGCCUUUGCUACCAGCAGACGCCUGGUGGACAUGUGGAAGAAGGCACGGCAUCGCAGCACCCACACUACCUGGAAACUUUGAACCAGCUAGCGGGCCUGGACUACCCACUGGACAAGCUGUGGGAGAGGCUGAAGUCUGGCUUCCCGUUCAAGCAGAAGGUGGCUGAGCUGGAAAGCCGGCAGAAGACCUUAGAGAACAUCGUCUCUGUCCUGAGUCGGGAGCUGGACAGAAGAGAGACGCCCCCUGGAGUCACUCUGGGCGACGCCAUGGCCAGGAUCCUCUACCUGGAGGAGAAGGUGAAAGAGCAAGACACACUCUUGGCCCUGAAGGAUGUGAUGAUCAGCAGCUUAGCCUCCCAGAUCCAGACCCUGGAGCAAACCACGUACAACGGCUGUUUCCUCUGGAAGGUUCCAGAGGUGGAGCUCAGGAUGCGGGAGGCACGAGCUGGCAGCCGGCCUGCCCUUUAUUCUCCCUUCUUCUACACCAGCCGCUACGGAUACAAACUCCGCCUCAAGCUGUUCCUGAAUGGCGACGGGACAGGAGCGGGAACCCACCUCUCUGUCUUCCUAGUCCUGAUGAAGGGCGAGUAUGAUUUCCUGCUGAAAUGGCCAUUCCGGCACAAGGUGACCUUCACUCUCCUGGACCAAGUCCACAAGCAUCACAUCUCCACCUCAUUUCGCCCCUUGGAGUCGUCGUCCUCCUUCCAGCGCCCUGUGAAUGAAAACAAUGUGGCCAGUGGCCUCCCCGAGUUCUGCCCCUUGAACUUGCUCCACGACCCGGGAAACGCCUAUAUCUGCAACGACACAUUAGCCAUCCAGGCUGUAAUAGACACAAAGACUCUUUCGUCCAACUGAACUGGAGGCCACGCUACCAAACAAACUGUUGCUCAGAUAGAGUGAUAUGGUGGUCUCAAAAUGGCUGCCAGAAGAGACACUACGGAAUCCUUCAGUUAAUGCUAUCAAGUGCUGCCAAGAAAAGGUGGCAUCCCCAGCAAGGGAGGAAGAGGCCGACGGCGCAAAGUCCUUUUCAGUGUUCCGGACUGGAUGCGAAGGGGCGAAAAUGCUUACAAGGUGCCAUGCUGUAUCAAGUCACACUGUUGUGCCUUCUAGUUCAUACUGCCUGGGGAUGAUGGGAGUUGUUGAUGAGGGUACCAGGCUGGGGAAGUCUCAUUUCUAAUGCACUGUGGCUCUCUCUUUUGGGAUUGGUGACUGCAUCCCCAGUCCUUAUCAGCCAUGAAAAUUGGCAGACUAGUGUGGGUCAAAGCAACCCACAGGUUUGGAAUGACAGCACACAAAUGGCACUUCCCAUCCCCACAGUUAUGGGGACAAGAAAUUGAAUUUCCAUUAUAAUACAACAAUAGGCUCAUUGACUGCACCCCUCCCACUAGCUGGGAGUGGGAGAUGGAAACUUUGCUUUCCUUACCCGCUAAUUUUUUAAAUUCCUCUGAAGUCAAGAAGGCUCGAACCUUCCUCUUUCCCUUUUACCACCCUCUAGCAAAAAGAAGAAAAAGACCCUUAAAUAUUUAGGAAAUCAAACCUGGCACUACAGCCCUUUACUUUUUAUGACUGCAGCUGUGCUUGAAACAAUUCUGCUUGUAGGAUUAUUUAAUAUUGUAUUUUUGACGUAUUUUAUAGUUUAAAUGGUUGAGAACUAC
Molecule: messenger RNA, 1814 nt
Organism: Varanus komodoensis (Komodo dragon)
Lineage: Eukaryota; Metazoa; Chordata; Lepidosauria; Squamata; Varanidae
Product: TNF receptor-associated factor 1-like
Exons: 6
Coding region: 97-1014 (305 amino acids)
Biological process (GO): regulation of apoptotic process; positive regulation of canonical NF-kappaB signal transduction; positive regulation of JNK cascade
Cellular component (GO): cytoplasmic side of plasma membrane; plasma membrane signaling receptor complex
Molecular function (GO): ubiquitin-protein transferase activity; tumor necrosis factor receptor binding; zinc ion binding
Source: RefSeq, a predicted model, not a curated record